Ahaetulla prasina is the source of this 3359-nucleotide messenger RNA. It is a transcript of the gene ACOX2, whose product is annotated as acyl-CoA oxidase 2. Lineage: Eukaryota; Metazoa; Chordata; Lepidosauria; Squamata; Colubridae. Gene Ontology annotation, biological process: fatty acid beta-oxidation using acyl-CoA oxidase; very long-chain fatty acid metabolic process; lipid homeostasis. Gene Ontology annotation, cellular component: peroxisome. Gene Ontology annotation, molecular function: fatty acid binding; FAD binding. The record is from RefSeq and is a predicted model, not a curated record. The transcript is spliced from 15 exons. Bases 163 to 2190 code for a protein of 675 amino acids.
AGAGAGAGAGAGAGAGAGAGAGAAAAGGAGAAAGCAGGGAAUCAUAGAGAAGAGAAGGAAGUCUGAAAAGGUUACUCCAGUGUAGAAGUUCGACAAACCGAGCGAAGGCAGGGCGCUGGGAUUUCUUGUUUGGAAAGCCUGCAAGGUUCUAAAGUAUUCAAAAUGGAAGCAAAGAAAGCAAAUAUAUUUUCUCCAAAUUCUCCGGGACAAAAUGUGAACCCUGAUAUUGACAAUGAACGAAAAAAUAUCUCUUUCUCCGUAGAGCACCUUACUAAUAUACUGGACGGCGGAGCAAACAACACCAAGCUCCGGAGGGAAGUUGAGGCUGUGCUCGAGGCUGAUCCAGAGUUUAGCCAAGAAAACCGGUAUUUCGAGAAUCAAAAUGAAAGAUAUGGAAGUGCAGUCAGAAAAACUGUUUACCUCUCGCAAAAGAUGGCUAAAAUGGGAUGGAUUGAAGACGGCCCGGAACAGCACUACUGCUUUAAGUUUCUCAGUGAAGAUUUGGCAUUUAACAUACACAUAGUCUUUAUGAAGAGCAUUUUGGCUUUAGGCACCGAUGAACAGAUCAACAAAUGGAUUCCUUUAGCAAAAAAGAAUUUCAUCAUAGGGACCUACGCCCAAACUGAAUUGGGACAUGGAUCUAAUCUUCGAGGCUUGGAGACCACAGCCACAUUUGAUGUGGCCACUCAGGAGUUUAUCCUAAACACGCCAACCAUCUCUGCCAUGAAAUGGUGGCCAGGAGACCUGGGCCGAACUGCAACUCAUGCUGUGGUUUUUGCUCAACUUUAUCUGAAAGGACGUUGUUAUGGCAUGCAUCCAUUCAUUGUACAAAUCCGUAGCUUCAAAGAUCAUUCUCCAGGUCAAGGAAUAACUUUAGGGGAUAUAGGUCCCAAAAUGGGCUUUGAGAAUAUUGACAAUGGCUUUCUCAUUCUGAAGAAUGUUCGUAUUCCAAGAGAAAACAUGCUGGCCAAAUUCUCUCAGGUUCUACCAGAUGGUCAGUAUAAGAAACAAGGAUCUGAGAAAAUCAACUAUUUGACUAUGAUUGUGGUUCGGGUGAACAUGCUUCGGAGUUCAAUCAUUCCCUGUCUGAUGAAGGCUUGUACUAUUGCUAUCCGAUAUUCUGUGGUGCGUCGGCAAUCUGAGUUAAAGCCAGGUGAUCCAGAGGCUAAGAUUUUGGACUAUCAGACCCAGCAGCAGAAGCUUUUUCCUCAGCUGGCCACUGCCUAUGCCUGUCACUUUAUUUGCGACUAUCUGCAGGAGACGUUCCACAGAUGCUACAACCAGACCAAAGAAGGAAAAUUUGACUUGCUUCCAGAGCUUCACGCCCUGGCAGCAGGCAUAAAAGUGAUCACUACCGACUAUUGCUCAGCUGGAGUGGAGGUGUGCCGAAGGGCUUGCGGGGGACAUGGCUACUCUCUUCUCAGUGGCCUGCCUUCCAUUUAUAUGAAAGUGAUCCCAUCGUGUACUUAUGAGGGAGAAAAUACUGUUCUCCUGCUGCAAACAGCCAGAUUUCUUAUAAAAUGCUAUGGAAUGGCACAAAUGGGCCAGCCACUUCCUUCAUCAGUUGCCUACUUUUCUUCGGUGAAUUUUGGAAAAUGUCAAGCCCGGGAGAAAAAGGAUUUCUUAAAUCCUGAUAUUUACACAGAUGCCUAUAAGCAUCGAGCCCUCAGGUUUAUAAGAAAUGCAGCGCUGAAGCUUCAGCAGUUGGUUCAGGCAGGAAAAACACAACAUGAAGCCUGGAACCAGUGCACUGUGCAACUAGCAAGAGCUGCGAUGGCUCAUAGCCAUUACAUCUUGGUACAAAAAUUUACCGAAGAGUUGGGGAAACAUGCAAAAGAAUCUGCCACCCAGAGGAUCCUCAAAAAUCUCUGUGAUCUCUUUGCACUACAUGGGAUUUUCUCUAAUGCAGGAGAUUUUAUGCAGGAUGCGUAUUUUUCUACAGAGCAAAUUGACAGGGUGACUGAAACAUAUCUGGACCUCUUGGCAGUCAUUCGGAGAGAUGCUGUGCCAUUGGUGGAUGCCUUUGACUUUUCUGAUGUAUGUUUAAACUCAGCCCUGGGAAGCUAUGAUGGCCAUGUCUAUCAGAGGCUUUAUGAGUGGGCCAAGAAGUCACCAACCAAUCACCAGGACGAUCGGGUCUUCAAGACAUACUUGAAACCACUUUUCCAGAAUGCUCUCUCCAAGCUAUGAAGAGGGGUCUGGUACGGGGAAACCCUUUUCCAAACUGCCUUCCAAGCAACACUCAAUUUUCCUUAAUAAGCACAUGACAUGUAAUUGCAGAUUGCCUUUAAGCUGGAUAACAGCAGACUCAAUUCUCCCAAAGGUGCUUUUUCCAAAAGGCAACUGGACUUUUGGGGGGAUUUUUUUCCCUUUGAAAAUGUUUUGUUUCUCAUCCAAGAGGCGUCUUUAGAACUGAAGAGAAGAAGCUUCUUGGAUGAGAAGCAAAACAUUUUCAAAGGGAAAAAACCCCCAAAAAAGUCCAGUUGCCUUUUGGAAAAAGCACAUUUGGGACAACCAUGACCUGGAUGACUGAGACUCUUUAUAAACAGCAGGCUUCUUUUGUCAUACAAAAGACAGGCAGCUGAUUCCUAAAGAGCAUAUGAUGGUGGGAUGUUCACAAGAUGGUUCACCACCUGAUAGUGAUCCUAUAUUGGUUUUCCAUUCACAGAUUUCACGUACAAUCAAAUGAACAGCCUCUAUGAAGUCCAUCCAGUUAGAACUAGGAAAAAGUCAUACAUAUUCCCCAAAAGAAUCUUAUCCAUCCUGAUGCCCUUCAAAUAUACUAGACUGCAACAAUCCACAGGGAAGUUGUAGUCCAAGUCAUUUGGAAGGGAGUAAGCUAGAAAAGGAUGCCCCAAAUCAGCGGCCCCCAAUCUUUUGGGCACCAGGGACUAGUUUCAUGGAGAGGGUGUGGUUUCACAUGCUGCCUGCAUCCAACUGAUGGGGCUUUACUUGUUUGCAUGGACCAGUUUCUGGCAUGCCGUGGAACGAUGCCAGUCCACAGAUCAGGGGUUGGGGACCCCUGCCUUAAAACAGUGAUGAUGGGGUGCUAAUAGGAAAGGGUUCAUUGAAUUGGAUUGGGAGGUGGCGCUUUUGAGUUGGUGCUGAUUUCUAGCAAUUGCCUAGAUUAGUCCUUGCAGAUUCCAAAUCAAGUAACAAAAAAAUCAUAGUGAGGUUAAAAGGGAUAUGUUGAAAUAUAGUAAACACACAUACAUACACAUACACAUAUACCUUGCAGAGGAGAAACCCUGAAACAUAGAUGAUAAUUGGAUAAAACAAGGAGUUAAAUACAGCCAGAAGUAUUAUAAAGACAUUUACAACUCUGUGUGAUGAGCUAAAUAAAUUUAAACUGGACUACG